Messenger RNA from Cynoglossus semilaevis (tongue sole), 4010 nucleotides. RefSeq names its product solute carrier family 6 member 16a (gene slc6a16a). Gene Ontology annotation, biological process: nitrogen compound transport; sodium ion transmembrane transport; amino acid transport. Lineage: Eukaryota; Metazoa; Chordata; Actinopteri; Pleuronectiformes; Cynoglossidae. The transcript is spliced from 12 exons. The record is from RefSeq and is a predicted model, not a curated record. The coding region runs from base 295 to 2382 and encodes 695 amino acids. Gene Ontology annotation, cellular component: plasma membrane.
GUGUGUAUUCACGCUGCCGUGGGGAAGGGGAGCUCAGCCCCCUGACACAGCCCAUUGGCUGCUGCAGCUGUGCCAACUUCUCCACUUCUCCUUGACUUGACGAGGACAGAAAGUUGUAUUUAGGCAAAGAAACGUGGACAGGACGGGGACCGUGAAAAGUGGAGGGAUUUCCAGGCAAACUAGAAAAUAAUUGAAACCAGAACAGACAGUUUAAAAGUUGUUGCCCUUGUUGUCAGAGCUGCUGCUGCUGCUGCUGUUGGAAACUCUACUCCUGUGUUAGACCGCGCUGUCAGCAUGACAGAAAAACCUCCUCUGGACAGUGCUGAGGACAGAGAUUGGCUCGGUGAAGGCCGCUCUCAGUCUCAGCUCACUGGUCCUGAAGGACCUGAAAACAACAAUGGAGACCGACCCGCAUGGGAUUCAAAGAUCCAGUAUGUCCUGGCCCAGGUGGGAUUCAGCGUCGGCUUGGGGAACGUGUGGAGAUUCCCGUAUCUUUGCCACCAAAAUGGAGGAGGUGCCUUCAUGGUCUUGUAUGUUUUUCUUCUCCUGAUCAUUGGAGUUCCUCUCUUCUUCAUGGAGUUAGCAGCUGGUCAGAGCAUUAGACAGGGCAGCAUCGGUGUAUGGAAGCAUAUCUCCCCAAACCUGGCUGGGAUCGGCUAUUCCAGCUGUAUGGUCUGUUUCUAUGUGGCUCUUUACUACAACGUUAUCAUUGCAUGGAGCCUGUUCUACAUGGGGAACUCGUUUCAGUAUCCUCUACCCUGGGAGCACUGUCCGCUGAACCCAACCACUAAUUCCACAGUGAAAGAAUGUGCAGGCAGCUCUGCAACAUCAUACUUUUGGUUUCGGAAAGCGCUCAACAUCACCAACUCUAUCGAGGAAUCUGGAGAAAUGAACUCCAUCAUGACCGGCUGCUUGUUGGCAGCUUGGACGAUAGUGUGUUUGGCCAUGAUUAAAGGCAUCAAGUCUUCUGCAAGGGUGAUGUACUUUUCCACUGUCUUUCCAUAUGUGGUGCUGUUCAUUUUCCUCAUCAGAGGGUUGAUGCUGGAUGGUGCAUUUGAGGGAAUAACCUUCAUGUUUUAUCCUAGGCUUGAGAUUUGGGGUAAUGUGCAGGUGUGGCGACAGGCUGCCACACAAGUCUUUUUUGCCCUGGGCCUUGGCUAUGGCUCUGUUAUUGCCUACUCCUCCUACAACCCCUAUCACAACAACUGCCACAGAGAUGCCCUCAUGGUCUCUGGCAUAAACUUCAUGACGUCUGUGCUGGCCUCGCUGGUGGUUUUUGUCGUGCUGGGUUUUCGUGCCAAGAACAUAGCGCUGCGCUGCAUGGCUAAUAACCUUGGUUUGCUGAGCACCAUGGCCUCACAUGGAUCUGACCAGCAGUGGUGGCCGACGUUCAACGUGACUGAUCCAGACUCUGUGUCCUUAGCUGACUACAGAGAGUGGUACAGUCACUACAGCACAGUGGUGGGCCCCAACAUCACUGACUGCAACCUGGACGAGGAGAUGAAUAAGGGUGUGGAGGGAACAGGCCUGGCAUUCAUCGCCUUCACUGAGGUGAUGGCCCUCUUCCCAGCCAGUCCCUUCUGGUCCACACUGUUUUUCCUCAUGCUGCUCAACCUGGGCCUCAGCACCAUGUUUGGGACCAUGCAGGGAAUCCUCACGCCUCUCAUGGACAACUUUAGCUUCCUGGGACGCCACAGGACUGCGCUGACUGUGGGCAGCUGUGUUCUGGGCUUCGUCCUAGGACUUCUAUUUACGCAGCGCUCAGGCAACUACUUUGUGACGAUGUUCGACGACUACUCAGCCACCCUGCCAUUGGUCAUUGUGGUUGUGUUUGAAACCAUAAGUGUGUCGUGGGUUUAUGGAACCGACCGCUUCUUGGAUGAUAUUGAAGUCAUGCUCAAAUGGCGCCCUCCAGUGGUGUAUAAGUACCUGUGGAAAUAUGUCUGCUUACUGGCAAUGAUUGGUCUUCUGGCGGCCAGUUUGUUGCGCAUGGUCUUCAAAUCUCCCACGUACACAGCCUGGAAUCAGAACACAGCUUCUGAGAUGACUCUGGAAUAUCCUGGCUGGGCCCUGGCUAUGAUUGUCCUGCUCAUCGUGUUUGCCAGCCUGCCCGUACCUAUUGGCUACAUCCAUUCCAUGGUGAAAAAACGCCAGCUCCGUAUCAGCGGCUCUGAUGAAGGCCGUGUGCAGGAGACUCACCGUGAGAUGUACACCAAAUGCAGUUCCACGGAGCAGCUGGACUCUGACUCCCAGCAGCGAGCCCCUCCCGAGGACAGCGGGAUUCACCCCAGGACUGCCUUCCUGUCAGUGGGCAACGAACACUACCGGCUCCUGCCCCAGCAGGAGGAGGAGGAGGAGGAAGAGGAGGACACAGGAGUGUGAGCAUUGAUACAUUCUGUGAGAAAGAACAAAUUGUUUUGUUUAUUAAAGGGACGACAUUAAAUCAAAUCAAGACUUUCAUCAAAGUCUGUACUAUUUAUAAAGUUAAUAACCAAACAUAUCAGUAUCAUUUUUUAAAUCUAUGACCUCCGUUGAAAUACCUCUAUUACUUUUCUAAACAUAUCAUCAUGUUUAGGAAAAAAUAAAACACUCUCUUUAAAAAAAAAAAAAAAAGGUUUCUGUUAAAUAUUUGUUGAUGUUCCUGUGCCAGUGUCUUGUUUUCUUACCAAGUUUGAACAAAAAAUGAUUGAAGUAAUUAUUGAAUGGUUACCAUUUAUGCCUACGAGUGAAAGAAAUCAGGUUUUGGCAGAAUUCUGAACCACUGAAGUGAUUUAAAUAAACAAGGACAAUUACUGACAUUACAAGUGGUUGAUCCCCAGUCAAAGUGUCUGUUGAUGACAUCAUCACCAUCUUUAGUACUUUUGUAGAUCACACCUCGGCUGCAUUUCUAAAUCACUUGUCUCCUCCAAACUACCUCUGUUUUCUUCUUUGUCUCGCUGAAACUCUAUAUGUAUAAAUAUUAGGGAUGUCCAACCUUAACUUUUGUCGAUAUUCGAUAUAUCGAUAUUGUCCAAACACUUAAUUUCCAACACAGAGAUAGGCUUGACAAUAUUUAUUUGUUAAUGCCGCCAUCUUGUGACUUUUACUUUAAUAUACCACAGUUUAUCCCGAAAACUAUUAGUAGGUCACACAUCAUUUGUUUUGUUGUUUGUUUCAUUAUCGGUGGAAAAACCAAUAAUGAUUCUUACAGAUAUUACUUAAUAUGCUAAUAUGGGCUGAUAAUAUUGGUUGGCUGAUAUUAUCGGACAUCCCUAAUAAAUAUAUAGAUAUAUAUAUAUAUAUUUAUGAUAUACAAUACUGUAUAUAUUUAUGUUUUCUCACUACGCAUUACAAAAAUUCAAAGGUUUGGGCAAACUCUGACUGACUUUUCUGGUGUCAGAGGGUACAGUAAACCAGUCGUCAAUAUAAUUAGUUAAUCAGUGGAACCUGAUGUUGUCCCAAAAGAAAACUACUAAUAAUAAUAUUAUUAUUAUUACUACUACUACUAUACUAUCACCCAUUAGUCAAAUAUAUGCUACUUAGGAUGAUUCUGUUCCUAAUCUUUAACUCGAUGUUAGAAGUGACAUCAUGAGUCAGAUACGCCGCUCAGAUUGAGCUGUUGUCACUGUGACUGUUGUUGUAGUUGUUGAUCAAACGUUUUUUCAUCUCUCACCCUUUAAACUAGUGGACAGAUUAAACUAGAGCAUGAUCGUCACUUUAUCAACUUGUUUUCAUAUUUCUGUCACAGUGGUUGUUUUCAUAUUACAACUUGAAAUAACAACGUAUUGCAGUCAGAUUGUAGUUGCAGCAAAUGUCGGCCCAAUAAACGGUGAUGGUAAUGAUUCGCAUGAAAACAUUCUGCCUUGAGAAACUGUGAUGAGUCUUCUUCCACUGCAGUUGAGUUGGAUUUGUUCAGUGUUGAUUGUACUUUUUGAUGAUGUCAUUUUACCUCGUCUUUUUGGUCACGGUGUUCAGAUGUGUAGCAGUAUUGUGUAUUAAUAAAUAAAGCUGUAGAUGAUGUAGUACUUAAA